Messenger RNA from Botrytis sinoallii, 1344 nucleotides. RefSeq lists its product as uncharacterized. The record is from RefSeq and is a predicted model, not a curated record. Lineage: Eukaryota; Fungi; Ascomycota; Leotiomycetes; Helotiales; Sclerotiniaceae. Bases 1 to 1344 code for a protein of 447 amino acids. Gene Ontology annotation, molecular function: transferase activity, transferring alkyl or aryl (other than methyl) groups. The transcript is spliced from 2 exons. Gene Ontology annotation, biological process: alkaloid metabolic process.
AUGGACUGCAACGAAGUUAACUUGAUGUGUGAUUCGCGCCCAGAUGACGAGAGCUCCACCAUUCUUUACUCGAAACAUAGUUUUCCAAAACUGUUAAAUCGACCGUGGAAUGUCCUACUCGACUCUUUGAGCUGCCUCGAUAGAAGUUCAUCAUUUUGGUGGCAGAUGACAGGCGGGCCUCUUUCAGUGAUGCUAGAUGCGGCUGGAUAUGACGAUCAUAGUCAAUACUCUGCCCUUUUGUUCCAUUUCCAACACAUUAUCCACCGAUUGGGUAAUCCACCUACUCCUGAGGGUCUUCCUCAUGGCUGGAAAAGCUUCAUGACUGACGACUGCUCUCCAAUUGAGUAUAGCUGGACUUGGGGUGCCACUCCACGCAUCAGGUAUGCUGUUGAAGCUAUUGCACCCAGUGCUGGGUCUACCUUUGAUCCGUACAAUCAGCUAGAGACUGUCCGGCUUGUUGAAGGACUCAAAAAAUCACAAAGCAUGGAUUGGCAACUUUUCGAGUAUUUUCGAGAGUGUUUCGUGCCGGUUAUUGGAGCCAAAGAUUUCAAUUAUAGUGUUCCAGUUUCUUCCCCUACAAACAGUUCUUCUGUGAUGUUAGCUUUCGAGCCCUGGAAGGGGAAAAUCAACGCGAAGGCUUAUGUUGCACCGAUCAAGGCAUAUAAAUACGGCAGGCUACCGCUCGACCUUGCUUCGAGUUCAUUUCGGAAGCUGGAACAUGAUCUAAAUAUUAAACUCCCUGCUUACGGUACUUUUCAUAACUUCCUGGGCUCCAAGCAUGGGCAGUCAAAUCUUACGUUUCUUGCCCUUGCUGUCGACUGCAUCGAACCACUCAAUUCGCGUUUCAAACUUUACGUCAGGAGCAUCAAGACAGCCUUUGAUGAUGUGUGUUAUAACUUAACUAUGGGAGACUUCAACCAUUCUGUGUGGACUAAAGAACUUAUGUCAGAGCUACGAAUACUCUGGUAUCUGGCUCUGGGACUCGCGACAAGCUUUCCAACAAGCAGAGAACUGCCUUCUUUGAACCAUGACACAGCUGGUAUACUAUACAAUUAUGAUAUACAUGCUGUGAACAACUCACCCGAUGUGAAAGUGUACAUUCCGGUGAGGCACUACGGUCGCAGUGAUCUCGAUAUAGCCAAGGGACUCGGCUCGUAUCUACAGAGACAAGGAUGCGAUCAACACUUUCAUAGAUACCUGCAGAUGUUAAAGCAGAUCGGUUUCCAUCGCGCGCUAGAGGAUAGCUGUGGUAUCCAAACUUAUAUUGCUUGUGGGAUUAAGAACAAGGCCUUAUGCCUGACUUCCUAUCUCAGUCCUGAGAUCUACCACCGAGCAAGAUAUUAG